This is a messenger RNA of Acanthamoeba castellanii str. Neff, 609 nucleotides long. Its product is annotated as phosphoenolpyruvate phosphomutase. NCBI's taxonomy places the organism in Eukaryota, Discosea, Longamoebia, Acanthamoebidae. The coding region runs from base 1 to 609 and encodes 202 amino acids. Gene Ontology annotation, molecular function: catalytic activity. The record is from RefSeq and is a predicted model, not a curated record. The transcript is spliced from 4 exons.
AUGUUGGCCCGCCGCUCCUCCUCUGUCGCUGCCACGUCUGCCGUCAGGCUCACGUCUUCGACUGUCACUGCUUCCGGCCUUGUCCGACCGGCUGCCUCCGCCACUGCCGUCAUCUCCAGCCGCAAUGCCUCCACCAAGAGCAAGGCCCAGCAGCUGCGCGACAUGCUCACGUCGAACCAGCUCGAGUACAUCAUGGAGGCCCACAACGGCCUGAGCGCCAAGAUCGUCGAGGAGGCCGGUUUCAAGGGCAUCUGGGGCUCUGGCCUGUCCAUCUCCGCCCAGCUCGGCGUCAGGGACAGCAACGAAGCGUCCUACACUCAGGUCCUCGAAUUCAUGAGCGACAACACCUCGAUCCCCAUCUUGCUUGAUGGCGACACUGGCUACGGCAACUUCAACAACGCCAGGCGUCUCAUCAGGAAGCUGGAGCAGAGGGGCGUCGCCGGUGUGUGCAUUGAGGACAAGCUCUUCCCCAAGACCAACUCGCUGCUCGAGGGCGUGAGCCAGCCCCUCGCCGACAUCGACGAGUUCUGCGGCAAGAUCCAGGCCUGCAAGGACGCCCAGAAGGAUGACGCCUUCUCUGGGGCGAAAUAUUACGACCCCGUCGUGUAA